UUUUGGAUUAGAAGAUAUUUAUUUUAUUACUGGACUUCCGGUUAUAGGAGAGCCCAUAGUAGCAAAUGAAGAGAACCCGCAGGCCACCCGCAGAUACCUUUUGAAGAUGGAGGAUCAGAAUGUUUCAACUUCUGUGAAUGUAAAAGUGGGCGACAUUUUAGGUGCUUAUCCUUCACACAAUGAUGAUAUGAAUGAGGAAGAAUUGGAUAGGUAUUGUAGAGCCUAUCUAAUGUAUAUUAUAGGAACAAUUAUUUUCCCAAAUACACCCAACAACACAAUGUGUUUGGCGAACUUUAAAUUCCUCGAAGAUUUGUCGAGGGUUGACUCGUACGCUUGGGGUGCUGGGAUGCUAGCCCACAUCCACGAUGCUCUGCACUCAUCAAAGAAAGAUUUUAGGGGAAAUUUACGAAAUACUUUUUCGGCGACCUCCUUACCGCUGCAUUUUUUCAUAAUGCACCGGAUUCCGGAAAUUGCAAAUUAUUACUCUCUGGGUUCUAAGCGGCUCCAGCUCCCACAGAACUUCCCGCUUGUGGCUGGAUGGAUACCUAUUCUUCUCACGGAUUGCUAUAACAAUCAGAGUAAGAUGAAGCCCGGGCCUAGGAAAUCCGUAAGCUCCCUCCAGCAUCCUCAUUUUCAAGGGAUUAUGUUCUACGUGCUUACGUGGUUUAAUUAUAAUUAUGUGGUCUAGUUUGAGUUCAUUAAGCAUGAUUAUAAUUCUUUAUAUGUUUAAGUGCUUAAAUUAUAUUUAUAU
Erythranthe guttata (spotted monkey flower) is the source of this 751-nucleotide messenger RNA. NCBI's taxonomy places the organism in Eukaryota, Viridiplantae, Streptophyta, Magnoliopsida, Lamiales, Phrymaceae. The record is from RefSeq and is a predicted model, not a curated record.